UUCUGCUGAUGAAGUUUUAACAGUGGGAAUCCUUUGGGCUUGUUUUUAUUGCCACCUUGAAAAUAGAACAAGAAAAGUUUCUCAUAGAUCUUCAUGUAUUAAUUAGGAAAGUUCAGUAGGUUUUAAAGAUAAUUAAAUGUGUAGUGUGAGUAUCUGUUUUGAGACCAGAAACUUGUUGGCUUAGUUGAAAGAUUUAUUUUAUAUUCUAAGACUGUAGUGUGGCAGAGUUCACAAAUGUAAAAAAUGUCUUGGGUUGGCUAAAACCAUCUUUGCCUGGCAGUUGAGUGAUAACUGUAAUUCAUCUUGAUAGCGUAUUUCAGCAUUUCUGGGAUUAUUUUAAAAGUGUAUCAAAAGGUCAAAUGUUAAAAUGUGCCUUCUCUUCUUGAAGGAAGAGGUAAGAGAUAUAAUUGAAAGCUGAACGAAAUUAGGGAAGUUGUAGGUAGGAUCAGGGAGUAGUGAGAACAGUGGGAACAAAGUGAAAGCAUCAGAAAUUUUGGAAGGGAGCUGUUUGGAAAGGUGAGUACUAGUGUGACUUCUUGGAUGCCCUUGUUAGUCUGUGUGUGGAACAAAAGUGAAUGGGACUAAUUACAGUAAAAUUUCAGUUACGUAAGUGAAAAGCAUUUUGGAUCAUACACAAAUACACCUGAAAUGUACUGGAAGAGAAAGCUGUAUCUCUCUUCAUCUGCUUUAGGAGAAGCAGAGACCAUCUGCUUGACAAACUAGCUAAAGUGAGGUAGGGAGGCUGUAUGCUAAAAAUGCAAAUCUGAUUCCUGGUUAUAUGACCUAUAUAUAUGACACUAUACGUAGGAGCUAAGGAGUCCAGAAGGUAUUGAUAUGGAAUUCUUUGACUGCUUGUCCUAAUACAAUGAUUAAGGAACAAGAAAACGGGGUUGGUAAAACUGAUACUCUUCAGGCAAAGGUGUUCAAAAAUACACCAUAAGAUUAAAUGUUCACCUGUGAUAAACUCAAUUGCUUUAAAUCUUCAGGGCAAGAUUAUUUUAAGUUCUAGAACUGCUAAGGAGGUCUAUGAAUUAACAUUAUCUCUAGUUUUUAACUAAAAAAAAAAAUCAAAUACAAAACCCUGGUAAAAUUUGCAGAUAGCUGUUGAAAUAGAUCACCUGCAAAAAGAGGGAACCACAGACUUGCCAUCUUCAAGCGAGGUUGUAAAGUCCCACAUAGAAUGGCAGAGAUUGUGGACAGUAGUGGGGGAGAAAAAAAGAAUGGUAAUAUGAUUAAUGUAGUUUUUUGGAAAAUAGGUGUUAGUCCCAAAAAAGGAGGCUUUUGAUUAUUUCCUAGUAUUGACAUAGUACUAGUGUGCAAUACUUCUUUAUGAUAAUCCUGUGUUUUGGCUCUAAAUAGAAUCAGUGCAGUUAAUAUAAAUUGAUAAGUCUUAAAAGAAAUAAAGCCUGAUACUGUUAGAUCUCUAUAUGUGUUGCUUGAUAAAACUUGCAGGUGUUAAAAAAUGAAUGAUGAAAUAAUUAUUGCUGCAAUUAUAAUGUUUGAAUUGCUUAGCAAAUUUGAUAGAGCCAGGAAAAAAGAGACUCACACUUCCAGUAUAAAAUAGUAUCUAUAAUUGCUGGGAUAUUUAGAGUUGUAGUGUUAAACAAUUUAAUCUCUAAGGAGUGAUGAUGUAACUGAGAGGGCGGCUGCUUUCUCAGGUGCAGAAGGCACAGCAGCAGCAGAGCAUUUAGUAUAACUAGUAGUGGCUACAAGUAAUGCAAGGUUUGAAAAUGUCUUAAAAUAGCAAACUAAAUACUGGCAUUUGUCUUUAUUUAAGCUUACUGUGAAUAGAAAUUAGUAAGAACCAAAUGAUAAAUACCUGUGCAGAGAUGCCUAGAAUCUGUCUUCAUUCUAUUUCCAAAUUCAGACAAAAAUAAUUUCAGAAAGAAGCAUUUUUUUGCAAGAUCUUUGAGGAAACUUGCAUAGGCAUUUUUUUGACACAGCACUUCUUCAAACCACUGGAUACUCUAACAUAAAAUUGUAUUUGUAUGUCUUACAGAUACGAAACAAAAAAUACUGGGCAACAGUCUUUUUCACAGCAGAUUAGACUGAGAGGCUGGGGCAGUUGUCUGCUAUUGACAUUCAUACUUACACAGAUUAAAGAUUUUCAGGUUUCCCUGAAAUUAGGAAGUUCUUCAGAUAACCAGGAUGCACUUCCAGUGGGACUGGCUGUGCUUGGGUGUCCUAAUAAUUAGCUCAGUGACUGCAGGAAUAGAAAAUGAAGAAAAUCUGGAUGCAGAUGUCGAAGUGGAGAAUUUUGACAAGCAGUCCCAAGAAGCUGAUGUUGACAGAGAGAAAUCUUCUAUAGAGGUUGUGUACCAGACUCCAAAGCCAACGGGGGAAGUGUAUUUUACAGAAACCUUUGAUGAAGGAUUGUCUGGGUGGGUGUUGUCUGUAACACUGAAAGAAGACAUGGAUGAUAAUGUUGCUAAAUAUGAUGGGAGAUGGGAAGUAGAAGAGCUGAAAGAAAACGCUGUGCCUGGAGACAAAGGAUUAGUAUUAAAAUCAGUGGCAAAGUAUCAUGCAAUAUCAGCAAUGCUAACAAAAGCAUUUUUUUUUGAUGAUAAACCUUUGAUUGUUCAAUACGAAGUGAAUUUUCAAAAAGGCAUUGACUGUGGUGGUGCAUAUAUUAAACUUCUCUCCAGUAGCAAUGACUUGAAUCUGGAAUACUUUUUUGACAAAACACCUUACACUAUUAUGUUUGGACCAGAUAAAUGUGGAGAAGAUUACAAACUACACUUUAUCUUCAGACAUAAGAAUCCUAAAACUGGAGAAUAUGAUGAAAAACAUGCUGAACGUCCUGAUGUAGACCUAAAAAAAUUCUAUUUGGACAAGAAGACACAUCUAUAUACUCUUGUGCUAAAACCAGAUGACACAUUUGAAAUAUUAAUCGACCAAACAGUUGUCAGUAAAGGAAAUCUUCUUGAGAAUAUGAUUCCUCCAGUAAAUCCUUCCAAAGAAAUAGAGGAUCCUACUGAUAAGAAGCCUGAUGAUUGGGAUGAGAGACCAAAAAUACCUGAUCCAAAUGCUGUCAAACCAGAUGACUGGGAUGAAGAUGAACCUGCCAAAAUAGAAGAUCCUGAUGCUGUUAAGCCUGAGGGGUGGCUUGAUGAUGAACCACAGUAUGUUCCAGACCCUAAUGCAAGAAAACCAAAGGACUGGGAUGAAGAAAUGGAUGGAGAGUGGGAAGCCCCUCAGAUCCCUAAUCCAAAGUGUGAGACUGCACCUGGUUGUGGAGAGUGGGUGCAUCCCAUGAAAAAUAACCCAAAAUAUAAAGGAAAAUGGAGAGCACCUAUGAUAGAUAAUCCUAACUAUCAGGGAAUCUGGAGCCCUCGGAAAAUACCAAACCCAGACUAUUUUGAAGAUCUUCACCCAUUCAAGAUGACCACUGUCAGUGCUAUUGGUUUAGAACUAUGGUCUAUGACGUCUGAUAUCUACUUUGAUAACUUCAUCAUAUGUUCAGAAAAAGAAGUAGCAGAUCGCUGGGCAGCUGAUAGCUGGGGCUUGAAAAAAUUAGUAGCAAGUGCUAAUGAGCCUGGUAUGUUUAGUCAAUUGGUGACUGCUGCAGAAGAACAUCCAUGGCUCUGGGUUCUUUACAUCUUGACUCUAGCUCUCCCUGUUGGUCUAAGUGUGUUGUUCUGCUGGCCAGGAAAGAAAUCAGAUGAAUAUAUUGACUUCAAAAAAACUGAUGUAUCUAAGCAAAUUACAAAGGAAGAACUAAAAGAAGAGACAGAGGAGUUUGAAGAUGAUGAACUAGAAGAGGAAAAAGAAAAUGAAGAUACUGGUGAAGAUGAGAGAAGAGAAAUGGAGGAGACAAAAAGAGAGCUUAUAAAGGAUACAAAGAAGAUGGGAAGGGAGGCUCCUGUUUCAGAAGAUGAAGGUGAAGGUGGUGAAGAUAUUUAUGAUGAUGAAGAAGAAAAUGAAGUUCCAGAUGAGGAAGAAAAUGAAAUUGCAGAUGGAAGUCAGGAAGGUGAUAGGUUAAAUAAAUCUGAUUCAGAAGAUGAGAAGAAAGAAGCUGAUGAAGGAAUGGGAGAUAAUCCACUGAAAUCAGUGCGCAAAAGAAGAGUACGAAAGGACUGAGUUACUUCCAGCUGGUGUUUUCAGAUCUAGAGACAGUGACAGUAACUUUUGGUGUGCCACUUCAGUGGACCUGGCAAAUUCCUGAGCUUUGAAGGGAAAAGGGGGGGCUCACUGCUUUUUAGCCUCCUAUUUUAAUUCUCUGACCUCUUUAACCAUCCCAAACUUCCUUAAUUCCCUUUUUUUAAGGAUAAACACUAUCUGUGAAGAAUUAGCUCGUAUUUCAAAUUCAAAAUAAAUGGGAAAUUACAAGUUGACAAACUGAUUUUUAGGUGAAGAUUCUUAAGAUUUGAAGUUUCUUAGAAAUUAGUAUUAGUUGGAGAUAAACUUAUUCUAAGUAUUUUUUUAAAUGAAUACAUUAUAAUACUUUUGUAGCUCUAGCACAAAAUCAGCUGUUUACAGUUUUCAGCUAAAAGAGGAUGGUAGUAUAGAUGUAGCAUCUAUAACAGUUCACAUUGCUAUGAGAAAAGCUAUUUUUUUCUGUGCAGAGCUAUAUGCAAUAAUUGUUUUUGUAUGAUGAUUUUGUGCUAGCAACAAUUUUUAUUGUAAAUUAUUUAUUUUAGUUGAUCUUGUUACAUGGGUGGUCACCUGUUCACUUUAGGCAUUGGUUACAAUAAUUUAUUUUCAAGAUAUAUUUCAAAAUAGAAUACAAGUGGUAAUUGAUGUGACUUGUUUUACUUUUGAAUGCAGAUAUCAAAUCUGCAGAAGUGAUACACAGAUGACUUUUUCAAACUUUUACACUUCUCAUGUUCCAAACCAGAGUGGUAUAACCUGUUUAUAGAAUACUUCCUAAGUGUAUAUUGUCACCUAAAAAUAUUUAUUAAUUCUUGCUUAAUAUGAAAUUUAUUAAUAUAGAUAAGAAUUUUUGAUGGAUUUAAGUUUUUUACGAUGUGAGUAACUUGAGCAUUCGCAUAAUGUAGUUUAAAUAAACUGCAUAUUGUAAAGAA
Messenger RNA from Corvus hawaiiensis (hawaiian crow), 5024 nucleotides. It is a transcript of the gene CLGN, whose product is annotated as calmegin. Gene Ontology annotation, molecular function: calcium ion binding. The record is from RefSeq and is a predicted model, not a curated record. Bases 2149 to 4080 code for a protein of 643 amino acids. Gene Ontology annotation, cellular component: endoplasmic reticulum membrane; endoplasmic reticulum. Lineage: Eukaryota; Metazoa; Chordata; Aves; Passeriformes; Corvidae. Gene Ontology annotation, biological process: protein folding. The transcript is spliced from 16 exons.